Lycium barbarum (goji berry) is the source of this 2405-nucleotide messenger RNA. RefSeq names its product SPX domain-containing protein 1-like. Lineage: Eukaryota; Viridiplantae; Streptophyta; Magnoliopsida; Solanales; Solanaceae. Gene Ontology annotation, biological process: cellular response to phosphate starvation. The transcript is spliced from 3 exons. The coding region runs from base 117 to 539 and encodes 140 amino acids. The record is from RefSeq and is a predicted model, not a curated record.
AACGGACACGAAGCAUGGGCUUAUAUAGUAGUAGUAAUAAUACAACACCUUUCCCUAGAAUUAAAUUGUCUGUCUUUCUAGUCGUUUAAAGAAAUUGUUAUUUGGUUGAAGGGAUCAUGAAGUUUGGAAGGAUCUUGAUGAUGUUGAUGACCCUUAUAGAACAGACUCUACCUGAUUGGAAGGGCAAAUUCUUGUCUUACAAGGAUCUCAAGAAACAAUUGAAGAUGAUUGAUCAUCCUAAUAAACGCCAAAAAUUAGAUGAUGAUGAUGGAAAAGAGGUGAAUGAUUUUGUGAAGCUUUUGGAGGAGGAAAUCGACAAGUCCAACACUUUCUUUAUUGAAAAAGAAGAGGAUUAUAUCAUUCAAUUGAAGAUACUCAGAGAUAGCUUUGUCGAGAUUAGAAGUUCUGAAGAGUUGAUGAGAGUAGGCAGAGACCUAGUGGAUCUUCAUGGACAGAUGGUUCUAUUAGAGAAUUACAGUGCUCUUAACUAUACAGUAUUCAGAUGGCCCCGUAUGAAGCCCUACAUGGGCGGAGUGUAGGUCACCUAUUGAUUGGAUCGAAGUUGGGGAAUCAAAUUUGAUCGGACCAGAUUUGAUUCAGCAGGCAGUGGAGAAGGUUAAGCUUAUACAGGAGAGGUUAUUGACAGCUCAAAUUCGCCAGAAGUCCUAUGCAGAUAAUCGACGGCAAGACCUGGAAUUUCCUAUAGAUGACUGGGUAUUCCUGAAGGUAUCGCCAAUGAAGGGUGUUAUGAGAUUUGGUAAGAAGUGAAAGCGUAACCCUCGACACAUUGGGACUUAUAGGAUUGUGCGCCGAGUAGGCCAAGUGGCUUAUGAGUUAGCUCUACCUUCAGACUUGGAGUCUGUACAUCCAGUCUUCCACAUGUUUGUGCUUUGUAAGUGUAUUGGAGAUCCUUCUAGGGUUGUACCUAUUGAUGAUGUACAAAUUACAGAGAAGCUAUCAUAUGAGGAAGUCCCUAUUUCCAUCUUGGAUCGACCAGUUCGUAGGUUGAGAACUAAGGAUGUAGCAUCGAAAAAGGUACUUUGAAGGAACAAGAAUGUUGAGGAGAUGACUUGGGAAGCCGAGGAUGAUAGGAAGUAUAGAUAUCCUCAAUUGUUUCGGACUUCAGAGUAGAUGCAGACUACAACACCAUCGUCUUCAGUUAUGUAUUAUUUAUCAACUAACCUUGUUGGUCGUGUGGGACCAUUGUUGUUAUUUAUUGUUGGGGCCCUAUGUUGCAUUGUAUAGUUUGGGUCCUGUAUGGCAGGUUGGUAGUGGUAUAGCUACAAAGGAGACUCUGUCAAAAUUUUUGUAAGUGGGACGAAUGUUUCUAAAUAGAGAAGGAUGUUACACCUUGUAGUUUAUACAUUGAGAUUCAUUGUAUGUUAAGUUUCCCCAGUUGUGGACACCGGGGCUGUCUCCAAGGUUAUACAAGGUUGUACAUGCCUAUCUUAUGUUUAUAAAAGUUUAAGUUCAUGUUUAGUAACUUAUGGAAGGGUUGAAGAAUAAAUGAAUUGAAGAGAAUACGUUUCAGCGAAAUUUCGUUUAAGGUUGAAAUAUACGGACCAUAUCUUGGGGUAUACAAACCGUAUUUUGUAAUAUGGACCGUAUUUAAAGAUGAAAAAUUUGAGCAAAGAAGACAGAAUUUGGGGUUGAAAAAUACGGACCAUUAUACGGACCGUAUCUCUAUGGCAGCGGAUUUUUGUUGUUUUUAUAUAUUAAGACUCUCCUCAAUAUUAAGUCAUUUUAACUCAACCCCAAGUUCAUAUAAGCUCUAGAAACCUCUCCCAUCAUUUUUAAUCACUUCCUCAAGAAAAAAUUAAAGAUCAAAGUGAGAAUCAAGUGCCUAGGGUUUUCAAAGUAUUGUAGAAGCUUGUUGCUUCUCCUUGUAGAAGCUUUGGAGCUACUUCAAGGUGAAGUAAUCUUGGAAUUGAAGUGUUCUUGAGUUCUUGAGGUAAGAUUUCAUCUUAAUUCCAUGUUUAUGAGUUUAUGUGAUAGUUAUGCUAGGGUUUGAGAGAAAGAAAUUGAAGGAAAGGUUCAAACAUGAACUGGAUGAUAUUUUGAGUUGUAAUCUAACUUAAGCCACGAUUGUUAGUGUGUUUUGAGAAAAUAAUAUUGUUAUGGGGAUAAUAGUUAAUGUUAAGAAUAUGUUGAGAUUGUUAUACUUGGUGUAUUUGGAAGAAGGGAGUGUUGUAUACAAGCGUAUAUCAGGCUGCUCAAUUGUAUAUAGUUAAAUGUUGUGAAUAUGAGUUUAAAGAAGAUUGUAUAAGGUUGUUAUGUUGAUUGUUGGUUGUUGGCUUUGUGGUGAUGAUUAAGAAAUGGGGGAAUGCUAGCCGUUUCACUUUAGAAUUGAGUUACCAUUGAUAUACAUAAUAUACUAGCGCUAUCUAAGUUGUAUAUGUAUUUCU